CUAUCUUUAUUUGUCUUAAUUUUUAGUACUACUAACCCAUUCAGGUUAUAAUUAGGCAGAGGAGUAGGAGUAGGAUUUCAUAUUCUAAGCUUAACUUAGGAUCUUUGAUGUGUCGCUCACGGCGAUAGAUCAAUCGUUGAAGAUUGAUGGAAGAAUCUCUUCCAUCCUUCUUCUUUCUUAUCAUCAAUUUCACAUUUGACUCGACUGCCAUUUUUCUUCCGAUGAAGUCUUGAAAUACGGCGUGGAACCACGAAUCCGUCUUAUGGAGACAUAGCCGUAUUCGCCCUUAUUUUUGUUGUUGGCAUUGUUUCCCGAAAUCUUUGUCGAUUUCGAUCGAGGGAAAAAUUGGUAAACACAACUCUCCGACGAAUGUUAGCAAGUCUGGUAACAGGGACUCAAGGUGAUGACUUUGGGGAGAAUCUAUCUAAAUCGCUAUGUUCUUAUUUCUCCUCAUUUCUUUUUCUUUUAUUUCUAAGCAUUUGGUCACAUAUUAGGAAUUUUAGGAUUUCCAUUCCUUCCUCCUUACAGAUUUUUGAAGCUCCAAACUUACCACCACUUCCAAGAUCUAAGUCCCAUCAACCAGAAUUUCAUGAAUUUCAUUUGGAGACUAUGGAAAGGGCCAAUCACAGUGCACAAACAUCAACUAUAGCCUCAAUUGCUCCUCAGAAUUGUUAAGAGGUACAUGACAAAAUGAGAAUCAUACAAGGAGACUGGUCAUGCCAAUGAAAGGAUGUGGAUCACGAAAGGCUACGAGACCUCAUAUUUGAUUGUGUUGAUUUGCAAGAGCACCGAAGUUUGUUUUUUUUCUUUGUCUUUCAAUAUUGAAGCUAUCAUUUUCUUUGUUUUCAGUAUUAUUUACAUUUGCCCAUAAUUGGGUUUGCAACUGUUACAAUAUCAAAACAUAUAAUAUCGUGAUCAUAUCCUGAUAUGAUAUGAUUAUGAUAUUAUAUGAUUCUCUUGAUCUCUUAUUAUUGUAAUUGAUUAUGAUUUGAUUGUAAUUAGGUUGAUUUUCUUUCCAUAGUUAGGCUUCCUCACCUU
Molecule: messenger RNA, 1038 nt
Organism: Rhododendron vialii
Lineage: Eukaryota; Viridiplantae; Streptophyta; Magnoliopsida; Ericales; Ericaceae
Exons: 3
Coding region: 370-675 (101 amino acids)
Source: RefSeq, a predicted model, not a curated record